Molecule: messenger RNA, 1374 nt
Organism: Lycium barbarum (goji berry)
Lineage: Eukaryota; Viridiplantae; Streptophyta; Magnoliopsida; Solanales; Solanaceae
Product: hyoscyamine 6-dioxygenase-like
Exons: 4
Coding region: 226-1296 (356 amino acids)
Source: RefSeq, a predicted model, not a curated record
GCCGGCUACGUUUUGUAUUUAAACCACAAGUUGUUCAAGGUCAAAUAAAUUAGGCACCUUAAAGUUGGAGUGAUAACGUGACACUGAACUAAGAAAGUGAACUUUGCAAUAAAAUAGUCAUGGGAGUUUGUGGGUUAGUUGAUUAAUUGAAGUAUGUGUCUCUUUCUUUUAAUCAAUAAAGAAAUAAUUAAGCAACUAUUUGCAUGAGCACCAGCACAUGUACUUAUGUAUUAUUAUAGCAUUAGCUAUAGUAAUCCCUGUUUAAAUUUUCUGAAAGAAGAUUUCAGGGCAAUAAUGGAGAAGCAUAACUCAAAAUGGUUCAAUGUUCAAUCUGUGCCUCAGUGCUAUACAUUUCCCCUAGAAGAAAGACCAGGAGAAGCCCCUAUACCAAUAUGCAAGAAAAUCCCAAUAAUUGAUCUUGGAAAAUUCCUAGUAAGUUCUUCAGAAAAAAUGGAAACAAUCAAGCAAAUUUUGCAAGCUGGUCAAGAAUUUGGUUUUUUCCAGGUAAUCAACCAUGGAAUACCAGAAAAUGUGGUGACUCAAACAAUGUCUACCUUUAAAGAGUUUUUUAACAUGGCUGACGAACAAAAAACAAAUGUACCAUCUAAGAAAGGAUGGAUCUACACAGGGAGCAAAGAUGAAGUUAAAAAUGGUGUCCAUUUAUGGAGGGAUAAUAUAAAACACCCUUGUCAUCCUCCUGAGAAAUGCAUGCAAAGUUGGCCUGAUAAACCAGCUAGCUACAGAGAAGUAGUGGGAACAUACGUAGAGGAAAUAAAGAAGCUGAGUUUGACAAUUUUGGAGCUGAUAUGCCAAGGAUUAGGAAUUGAAUCAGGCUAUUUUGAAGAACAAAGCCAGGUUCAACUGUUGUCAGCAAAUAAUUAUCCACCAUGCCCAGAUCCAAGCCUGACUUUAGGCAUAUUAAAACAUCUUGAUCCAAGCCUCAUAACAAUAAUUUAUCAAGGGAAUGUGAGUGGGCUUCAAGUUUUGGUAGAUGGACAGUGGAUGUGCAUUGGGGCUCUUCCUAAUGCUUUUGUUGUCAACAUAGGCAACCAGCUAGAGAUAAUCAGUAACGGGAAGUUAAAAAGUGUGGAGCAUAGAGCAGUGACAAAUUCAAGGGAAGCAAGAACAUCGAUUGCCAUUUUUGUAAAUCCAGCUCCCAACUGCAUCGUUGAGCCAGCAAAAGUACUGUUGAAUGAGUCUAAUCCCCCUCUCUACAAAUCCAUUCUUUACAGAGAUUUUAUCAAUGCUUCCAAAGCUUUUGGUAUUCAUACUGAUGCCAUACAAAAUGAAGCUUAACUUAAUGAUAUAUACUAGUAUUAUCGUUAAAAUUUCACGGGGUAUUCUAUUUGGUCGUCUUCGUUUAACAUGUAUCAA